UUUCAAGAACGUGACAGUGGGUGGGCGUUGUCGCGAAUCAUGAAUCUUACAGUAAACAUCAAUAAGUGUAAUCCAUUGCGCGCAGGAUGUCGCUUCGAAGUGCCGCGAGAGAUAAUGACAAAGAGAGCGGUGAUUAACGUACGCUCGAUGGACAAUGCAUGCUUCGCAUGGUCGGUGGUCGCCGCUCUGUACCCAGCCGAAAGAAACGCGGAUCGCGAAUCUUCCUACCCACACUAUACGACGGUGCUGAAUUUCCAAAAUAUAGAAUUUCCUAUAACGUUAAAAGACAUAACAAAAUUUGAACGUCUCAACGACGUGUCCAUUAACGUAUACAUUAUCGAGAGACAAAAAACGCUAAACGUUCUCCCGAUACGACUCGCUGACGACAAAAAGGAGAAACAUGUUAAUUUACUAUAUUUGCGAGAUCCGCGAGACGACAAUGUGGGCCACUUCGCAUGGAUCAAGAAUAUUUCUCGGCUCAUGAGCUCGCAAUUGAAUAAACAUAACGGCCAAAAGUACAUUUGCGAUCGCUGUUUACAUUAUUUUCAUUCCAACGAGAGAUUGCAGUUACACAUGGUAGAUUGCGUACGUAUAAACGACUGCGCUAUUCGACUACCGAGCGACGACGACAAGUGGCUGAGCUUUAACAACUAUAAUAGGAAGGAACGAGUUCCAUUUGUCGUUUACGCUGAUCUGGAAUGCAUCCUCGAGAAAACUGACAGCGAUCAGGAAGCAUCUACGCUCAUGUAUCAACAUCAUCUUCAA
This is a messenger RNA of Mycetomoellerius zeteki, 765 nucleotides long. RefSeq lists its product as uncharacterized. Lineage: Eukaryota; Metazoa; Arthropoda; Insecta; Hymenoptera; Formicidae. The transcript is spliced from 2 exons. The record is from RefSeq and is a predicted model, not a curated record. The annotation marks the transcript as partial.